Brassica napus (rape) is the source of this 1571-nucleotide messenger RNA. Its product is annotated as protein PIN-LIKES 3-like. The transcript has 8 exons. Gene Ontology annotation, biological process: endoplasmic reticulum to cytosol auxin transport. Lineage: Eukaryota; Viridiplantae; Streptophyta; Magnoliopsida; Brassicales; Brassicaceae. Gene Ontology annotation, cellular component: membrane. The coding region runs from base 476 to 1441 and encodes 321 amino acids. The record is from RefSeq and is a predicted model, not a curated record.
CAAAGAAUAUAAAUAGCGUAUAGAGGCGGCCGGCCAUGCAAGUGUAACGCCAGACGCAUUUUCUCUUUCAUAUAGAGAGAAAAUAGUGUAAAGAUAUUAGCUUUGAGGAAGGAGAGAUGAUGAAGCUUUUGCAUCUGUUCAUAACUUCAUCAAAACCAGUUGUGGAGAUUCUGCUGAUAACAACAGUUGGAUUCUAUAUGGCUCUUGACGGAGUCAAUCUUCUUGGUCAAGAUGCUCGCAAAUUUUUGAACAACGUCCGUUUAUUACUUUACCGUCUUCCUUCAUGUAUCUAAACACUUCGAUGACUUUUAACUUCUGUUUUGUAUGUAUAGAUUGUCUUCUAUGUGUUUAGUCCUUCCCUUAUUGGAAGCCGUUUAGCUAAUAGUGUUACAUAUGAAAGCUUGAUGCAAAUGUAAGUGUUUUUCAUCUGGAGUUUAAAUCUUUUGUACUGGAUCUGGUUUAUAUAAUAAGAUAAAUGAUGUUUUGUGGUCUUAGGUGGUUCAUGCCAGUUAAUGUUCUGCUUACAUUCAUCAUUGGUUCGUUCUUAGGCUGGAUUGUUAUUCUCAUCACUAAACCUCCUUCCCAUCUUCGUGGUCUCAUUGUUGGUUGUUGUGCUGCUGGGAAUCUGGGAAACAUGCCACUAAUCAUUGUUCCAGCUGUUUGUAAAGAGAAAGGAGGUCCCUUUGGAGAUCCUGAGAAUUGUCAGAAGUAUGGAGUUGGUUAUGUUGCACUCUCCAUGGCUAUGGGGUCAAUUUACAUAUGGACAUACGUAUACAAUCUUAUGCGGGUGCUAACAAACUCUCCCAUUGAAACUCAACCUUCUAUUGAAUCCAGCUGCAAAGUCCCACUGAUUUCUUCUAAAGAAGAAGAAGAUAACCAAAAGGUUGGGAGGUGGGACAAAGUCAAGAGAAGAAUGGUUUCACUGUCUGGGAAAGUCAAUUUAAGGACAAUAUUUGCUCCAUCAACUAUUGCUGCGAUGAUCGCGCUUGUGGUCGGGCUAAUUACUCCUAUAAGGAGGCUAAUCAUCGGCAAUGGAGCUCCUCUAGGAGUGCUUCAAGACUCAGUAACUUUAGUGGGAGAUGGGGCCAUUCCUGCUAUGACACUGAUCAUUGGAGGAAACCUACUCAAAGGUAUGAGAAGUUCAGGAAUGAAAAAAUCAAGCAUUGUUGGCGUCUUGGUUGCACGUUACAUAUUCUUGCCUAUAAGUGGUGUUUUAAUCGUAAGAGGAGCAUACAAGUUUGAUUUGAUUACCUCAGAGCCUUUGUACCAGUUCGUUCUUCUUCUACAAUAUGCUGUCCCACCAGCAAUGAAUCUAGGUACAAUAACUCAGUUGUUUGGAGCUGGGGAAAGUGAAUGCUCAGUGAUUCUGCUCUGGACUUACGCUUUGGCUUCAGUUUCACUCACUGUUUGGCCCACAUUCUUCAUGUGGCUUGUGGCUUAGUUCACUCUUCACCACACCUUGAGCUUGCUAUAUGUAUUGUUUUAUUCCAUUCAUUCAAGAUCUGAACUUGUAGAUGAUUAGAUCAUGUAUUGAAGACCAUCAUUAUAGAAUAGAUAUAUUUCCUUGAAAA